CUGCAGGUUGGAUGCAAGGUGCAGCGACCUGCAGAGGGAAACCCGCCGAGAAGGACAGAAUCCAGAAGCUGCUGCUCUUAGAACCACCUGUGGCUCCAACUACUAACUGCUAAAAAUGCUGAAACCAUGGACGAUGCUUGUGGCCACAGUGCUGUGUGUGCUGGUGUGUCUGGGAGCACUGGCAGACGCCUAUCCUCCAAAGCCAGAGAACCCUGGCGAGGACGCCGCCCCCGAAGAGCUGGCCAAGUACUACACCGCCCUGAGACACUAUAUCAACCUGAUCACCAGGCAGAGAUAUGGGAAGCGUUCAGCUCAGGAGGACCUGGUUGCAGAGCUGCUGUUUGGAGGCGACAGCAGCAGAGAUCAGCGAUCGAGAUACGAUGACUCCUUCAUGUGGUGACUCCACAGCUCUCUUACCUCCUCGUUGUGCUUUCCAUCCGGGGACUUCCCAGAAUGCACCUAGAGGAGCCAACAGGUGCCUCUCACCUCCUCUGAAGCCAACAGAAUGACCAUCACUGACUGGAGCUCUUUCCGCAGCUCCUGUCUUGUCCAAUAGCGACCGUGCUGUGCCAUAAGAACCCGAAUUUAAACCCAUGAGAUCAGACCUGCCUGACAUUAGGUGGAACUCUGUGUUCACGAACUCUGUUCUUCUCCAUCUCUGUGUCGUGGAAACAUUCUGUCUUGCUGUUGUCAACUGUAAAAAGAGAGGAUGUGAAUAAAAACAUUGUC
This is a messenger RNA of Cyprinodon variegatus (sheepshead minnow), 729 nucleotides long. RefSeq names its product peptide YY-A-like. The record is from RefSeq and is a predicted model, not a curated record. Lineage: Eukaryota; Metazoa; Chordata; Actinopteri; Cyprinodontiformes; Cyprinodontidae. The coding region runs from base 116 to 400 and encodes 94 amino acids. Gene Ontology annotation, molecular function: neuropeptide hormone activity; neuropeptide Y receptor binding. Gene Ontology annotation, biological process: feeding behavior; neuropeptide signaling pathway. The transcript has 4 exons. Gene Ontology annotation, cellular component: extracellular region.